AUGUGGCGGCUUUUAGGAUUUGGAGUCGUUCUGGCCGCCGUCGCGGCGCCCAACAACCAGGUUCCUAAGACUGGCUUUUCCUGCGAGGGCCGCACCACGGGGUACUACGCCGACGUGGAAAGCGGCUGCCAAGUCUACCACAUGUGUGACGGUUUAGGCCGCCAGUUCAGCUACACUUGUCCCAAUGCAACUCUCUUCCAACAGAGAAUGUUGAUUUGCGACCACUGGUACAUGGUCAACUGUAGCAAAUCUGUGGAUGAUUACACGGCCAAUUUGCGCAUCGGGCACAAGGAAAUGCCCUUCGUUGACGACAACGAAGCCAAUCCUUACCACAGGACCCCCAGGCCUGACCUCCUCUCGCACCCCAGUCAGUCCGAAUACGACAUUAUCUACCGCACCGGAAGGGCGCAGCUUGGCACCAAUCUGAAUCUAGUCGGCGCCGAAUCAGACCCCAAAAACAGUACCACCAGUACCACAGACGAACCCGCCUAUUCUCUACCCAGCCACUGGUCAACGGAAUAUAACAAACAAGUGACCACAACUAAACCAAAACCGGCCAAAAAGGGGAAACCCACCACAGUCAGGGUGAACUACCAGUCUAAUUAUAAAGCCACGACUCCUGUGUUCCCCCAAAGUGUGGAGGUGACCGAAGCCCCCGAUUUGGAACUAGUGCCCCCUUCGGGGAGUACCGAAAGCUCGGUUAAUUUCGAGUCGAGGUUCAAGGCUACGACUCCGGUGUUUCCCCUAAGUGUGGACGUGACGGAAGCCCCAAAUUUGGGACUUCUGCCACCUCUACCCUACCAACUUAACGACACGAAACCAAACGAAAAUUUAGUCGUUAGUACGGUCAAUUUCGAGUCAAAAUUCAAGGCCACGACCCCAGUCUACCCCAAAAGUGUCGAACUGACGAGUGAAGAACCGUCCGAAGUUGGGGUUUUGCCCCCCAAAGACACCAAUUCGACUGAAACUGAUGUUGUGCCCCCUUUAAGUAUAGAUUUUGAGCCGCCUGUUGUCGACUCUAAUUUCAAGCCAGGUGAUCACAGUGAGGAAAUACCACCAGAAUUACCGUCAAAGUUCUACCAACCCCCGAAAUUUGAACCUGACUAUACCGAAUUAGCGAAGCUAAAGGGUGGGUUUAAGGCGCUUAGCAGCGGCGAAUGGGAGGAUUUGAGGAAGAAGUUCCUGAUUCCCGAUUACGAGUUUCCCUUAGAGACCGUUUCAAGGCCUAGUUAUGACAGUGUUUUGAGUUCGUUUCAAGUCGGACCAGUGCCAUCCGAGAAAGAGUGA
Messenger RNA from Tribolium castaneum (red flour beetle), 1287 nucleotides. It is a transcript of the gene js, whose product is annotated as jiangshi. Lineage: Eukaryota; Metazoa; Arthropoda; Insecta; Coleoptera; Tenebrionidae. Gene Ontology annotation, cellular component: extracellular region. Bases 1 to 1287 code for a protein of 428 amino acids. The transcript has 2 exons. The record is from RefSeq and is marked provisional. Gene Ontology annotation, molecular function: chitin binding.